CAUUAAAUAGCGCCAGGGGGGUCCUUUUGUACAAAAAAGGAGACCUGUCAGCUCUAUGACUUUGGAGUCCACGAUCCCUGCAGGUCUCGGAGCAGGGCACAUGGGUCUGCGAGAGCAGGGAGACCCUUGACCGGAGGGCCCAGGACCCUGAGGUCGGGGGACCGCAGGCCUCAGUUUCCCAGCUCCAGAGGCAGCUUUGAGAGGGCGGAGAGAUGGUUGGUCCCGCCCCCUGCCGCCCAACCCGGCCCUCCGGCCCCCCGCCCCCCCACCUACUGCCGGUGUGGUGGGCGAGGCUUCAGCGUAGUCCCUUCUGGGCCCCGCCCGGCUCUGACGUUACGGUGGGCGGAGCCUUCCUCGCCCUGCUUUGGCUGUGGACGGCCCGGCCCUAGCCCUGACGUAACGGGGGCGGCCCCGCCGAGCCCCGCCCCUUCCCUGACGUCGCGGUGGGCGGAGCGCCACCCCCGGGCCUGGCAGUGCUGUUCGGUGCGGCGGAGCGCGCGGAGUGAUCGGCGCGGCCAUGCGGAAACCGAACCCGAGCCCAAGCCUGAGCCCGAACCCGAGCCCGAUCUCCGGCGCGGCGCGGCUCCCCCGACGGAGGCGACGGGCGCGGGGCGCGCUCUGAGGCCUGGGGAUGCGCCGCCGCCUCGACCAUGGGCGCCGUCGCCUCCCGGAGGAGGGCGCUGCGGAGCGAGGCCAUGUCCUCGGUGGCGGCCAAAGUGCGAGCAGCCCGAGCGUUUGGCGAGUACCUGUCCCAGAGUCACCCCGAGAAUCGAAACGGUGCAGACCACCUGCUGGCUGACGCCUACUCUGGCCACGACGGGUCCCCCGAGAUGCAGCCUGCCCCCCAGAACAAGCGCCGCCUCUCCCUCAUUUCCAACGGCCGCUAUGAGGACAGCCUCCCGGAGGAGGCCGUCAGUGGGAAGCCGGCCGGCGAGGGCCCCCAGCCCCGUGUGUAUACCAUCUCCGGGGAGCCGGCCCUGCUUCCCGGCCCGGAGGCCGAGGCCAUCGAGCUGGCUGUGGUGAAGGGGCGGCAGCAGCGGGAGCGGCACCCCCGCCACCAUAGCCAGCCCCUGCGCACCAGCCCGGGCGGCAGUCGUGAGGACGUCAGCAGACCCUGCCAGAGCUGGGCGGGCAGCCGCCAGGGCUCCAGGGAAUGUCCUGGAUGUGCCCAGCUCGCCCCCAGUCCUUCCCCUCAGGCCUUUGGGCUGGACCAACCGCCUCUGCCUGAGGCCGCCAGCCGCCGCAAGAAGCUGGAGAGGAUGUACAGCGUUGACCGUGUGUCUGAUGACAUCCCCAUCCGUACCUGGUUCCCCAAGGAAAACCUCUUCAGUUUCCAGACAGCAACCACAACUAUGCAAGCGGUGUUCAGGGGCUACGCGGAGAGGAAGCGCCGGAAACGGGAGAAUGAUUCCGCGUCUGUAAUCCAGAGGAACUUCCGCAAACACCUGCGCAUGGUCGGCAGCCGGCGGGUGAAGGCCCAGACGUUCGCCGAGAGGCGCGAGCGGAGCUUCAGCCGGUCCUGGAGCGACCCCACCCCCAUGAAAGCCGACACUUCCCACGACUCCCGAGACAGUAGUGACCUGCAGAGCUCGCAUUGCACCUUGGGUGAGGCCUUUGAGGACCUGGACUGGGAGACGGAGAGGGGCCUGGAGGCUGUAGCCUGUGACACUGAGGGCUUCGUGCCACCCAAGGUCAUGCUCAUCUCCUCUAAAGUGCCCAAAGCUGAGUACAUCCCCACCAUCCUCCGCAGGGACGACCCCUCCAUCAUUCCCAUCCUCUACGACCACGAGCACGCCACCUUCGAGGACAUUCUGGAGGAGAUAGAGAAGAAGCUGAACGUCUACCACAAGGGGGCCAAAAUCUGGAAGAUGCUGAUUUUCUGCCAGGGCGGCCCAGGACACCUGUACUUGCUCAAGAACAAGGUGGCCACGUUUGCCAAAGUGGAGAAGGAAGAGGACAUGAUCCACUUCUGGAAACGGUUGAGCCACUUGAUGAGCAAAGUGAACCCGGAGCCGAACGUCAUCCACGUCAUGGGCUGCUACGUCCUGGGGAACCCCAACGGGGAGAAGCUGUUCCAGAACCUCAGGACUCUCAUGACCCCUUACAGGGUCACCUUCGAGUCCCCCCUGGAGCUGUCAGCCCAAGGUGCCAGUCCCACCCCCAUGGGGCUGACAUGGAAGGAACGGGCCUUCACAGCCCUGCUGGGGGCUGCAGUGGUCUCAGGCCUCACCACGCUCAUUCUCUUCCUGGUGGAGGCCACCAACGUCCUCCUGCCCGCAGACACCAAGUUCGGGAUCGUGUUCGACGCUGGGUCCUCCCACACAUCACUCUUUGUGUAUCAGUGGCUGGCAAACAAGGAGAAUGACACAGGUGUGGUCAGCCAGGCCCUGGCCUGCCGGGCGAAAGGGCCUGGCAUCUCUUCCUACGCCUCUGACCCUGCACAGGCUGGCGAGAGCCUGCAGGGCUGCCUGGAGGAGGCGCUGGCACUGAUCCCAAAGGCCAAGCAUCAGCAAACGCCCAUGUUCCUGGGGGCCACAGGCGGCAUGAGGCUGCUCAGCCAGAAGAACAGCUCUCAGGCGGAGGACGUCUUCACAGCGGUCAGCCAGGCCCUGAGCCGGUCUCCCGUGGCCUUCUGGGGUGCUGAGCUCCUGGCUGGGCAGGACGAAGGGGCCUUAGGUUGGGUCACCAUCAACUACGUCCUGGGCCUGCUGGUGCAGGUGCCACAGACGGCCCCAGGGUGGGAGGGGCGCCUGGGGGGGGUCAUCGUGGCCGGCCCCAGGGUGGGAGAGGCACUCGGGGGGGUCAUCGCGGCCCCAGGACUCAGUGUCCCCUGUCUGUGGUCAGUACUCCUUCUCCGGAGAAUGGAUCCAGCCUCUGGAGGGGACGUUGGUGGGCGCCCUGGACAUGGGUGGGGCCUCCACCCAGAUCACCUUUGUGCCUGGAGGCCCCAUCCUGGACACCACCACCCAGGCCACCUUCCGCCUCUACGGCACAGAACACAGCGUCUACACCCACAGCUACCUCUGCUUCGGGCGCGACCAGAUGCUGAACCGGCUCCUGGCCGGGCUGGUGCAGGUGGGCUGCUCUGCGGGAGGAGGGCGGGGCACCCUGCCAGGCGGGUGCUCAGAGGUGCCCCCACCCUCCCCGCAGAGCAGCCCGAGCCUCCUGGUGCGUCACCCCUGCUACCACAGCGGCUACCGGGGCACGCUGGCCCUGGCCCCCCUGUACGGGUCGCCCUGCGUCCAGGCCGCAGCCCCCCGAGACCUCGGCCAGAACCUCACUGUGGAGGGGACGGGGAACCCCGGGGCCUGUGUCGCCGCCAUCCGGGGUCUCUUCAACUUCUCCAGCUGCGACGGCCGAGGAGACUGCGCCUUCGACAGCGUCUACCAGCCCCCCGUGCGGGGACAGUUCUACGCCUUCUCCAACUUCUACCACACCUUCCACUUCCUGAACCUCACCUCCAGGCCGCCGCUGGCCACGGCCAAUGCCACCAUCUGGGAGUUCUGCCAGAGGCCCUGGAAGCUGGUGGAGGCGAGCUCGCCCGGGCAGGACGGCCAGCUGCGCGACUACUGUGCCUCGGGCCUGUACAUCCUCACACUCCUGCUCGAGGGCUACGGGUUCAGCCAGGAGACCUGGGGCGGCAUCGAGUUCCGCGAGCAGGCCGGUGGCACCGACAUCGGCUGGACGCUGGGCUACAUGCUGAACCUGACCAGCCUGAUCCCAGCCGAGGCGCCCGCCCAGUGGCGGGCACAGAGCUAUGGCGUCUGGGUGGCCGGAGUCGUCUUUUUGGUGCUGACCCUCACGGCCAUUCUUGGGGCCACUGUGGUGCAGCUCUGGCUCCGGGACUAGGCUGGCUGCCACCUGGUGCUGGCAGGCAGAGGCCUGAGCUGGCUGGAGCCUUCCUGAGCCCCGACCCCCAAGGCUCGCCCUGUGGGCUCUGGGCCCAUGGUCACGUGGCCCCCUUUUGCCGUUGGGGUCAUUCUGGCCACGGAGGCUGUACCGUGGCCCCGACCAUGGCCUUCAGGUGCUGGCGCCCCAGCGGGUUUCCCAUGUUGCACGAGGGCUGGGCCAUCGCGACCCCUGCAGCCCUCAGGGCUGUGUGACUGCAGACCUACGGGUUCAGGGCCAGGCCAAGCCUGGGGGUAGGGGUGACUGCUGGAGGUAGAGGGCCCGGCUCUUUGGGAGGGGCCGGCAGCGGGCCCUGGCCUCUCCAGGAGCUGGCAGAGCCAGUGUUCAGGCUCUGUGGGCUCUUCCCAGAGCGGCCACCCCACACCCUCGGAAGCCUCAGUCAGGUCCCCUCAGUGGCCAAGCCCAGAAGACGGACCACACCUUGGGGGGCAGGUCGCCUUUAUUAAACCCUCCUUGCCAC
This is a messenger RNA of Aethalodelphis obliquidens (Pacific white-sided dolphin), 4369 nucleotides long. It is a transcript of the gene NSMF, whose product is annotated as NMDA receptor synaptonuclear signaling and neuronal migration factor. The record is from RefSeq and is a predicted model, not a curated record. Gene Ontology annotation, biological process: regulation of neuron migration; regulation of neuronal synaptic plasticity. The transcript has 21 exons. Lineage: Eukaryota; Metazoa; Chordata; Mammalia; Artiodactyla; Delphinidae. Gene Ontology annotation, molecular function: protein binding; hydrolase activity. Bases 651 to 4103 code for a protein of 1150 amino acids.